AUAAAAUAAGUUCAGCGCCCUCUGCGCUUUGCUUGGAAUAAAAAGGCCACAAGCCCAGACCCAGAGCACCCGCAGGAUUUGCGCCAUGGCCGCCGCACCCGCACUUCCCCAGGCCACCUCCGCCGGCCACCGUUUCGAGUUCGACGUGAUCGUCGUCGGCGCCGGCAUCAUAGGCAGCUGCGCCGCGCACGCGGCCGCGUCUCGCGGGGCGCGCGCCCUGCUCCUGGAGCGCUUCGACCUGCUCCACCACCGCGGCUCCUCCCACGGCGAGUCCCGCAUCAUCCGCGACGCCUACGCCAAGGCGCGGUACCUGCCCAUGGUGCGCCUCGCGCGCCGCCUCUGGGCGGACGCCGAGGCCGAGUCCGGCUACCGCGUGCUCACCCCGGCGCCGCACCUCUCCAUGGGCCCGCGCGGCAACGCCACGCUCGUCGCCGCCGCCGGGAACGCCGGCGCGGUGGAGGUGGACCUGGCCCGGAGGUGGGGAGGCGCCUUCCGCGUCCCGGACGGGUGGCUAACCGCGGUGAGCGAGCGCGGCGGCGGAGUGCUGAGAGCGACCAAGGCGGUGGCCAUGUUCCAGGCGCUAGCCGUCAGGAAGGGCGCCGCGGUCAGGGACAACGCCGAUGUCGUGAGCAUCGAGAAGGCGCCGGAGGGCGGCGUCGUGGUGAAGACGAGCGGCGGCGAGGAGUUCCGCGGCGCCAAGUGCGUCGUCACGGUGGGCGCCUGGGCGAGCAAGCUGCUCAGGUCCGUCGCCGGCGUGGAGCUCCCCAUCCAGCCGCUGCACACGCUGACCCUGUACUGGCGCAUCAAGCCCGGCCGCGAGGGCGACCUCACGGCGAAGGCCGGGUUCCCGACGUUCUCCAGCUACGGCGACCCGCCGGUGUACGGCACGCCGUCGCUGGAGCUCCCGGGCCUGAUCAAGAUCAGCUGCGACGGUGGGCCGCCGUGCGACCCGGACGGCCGCGACUGGGUCUCCGGCGACCGGGAAGUCACCGAGCGCGUGGCCAGGUGGAUCGAGGCGUCCAUGGCGGGCCACGUGGAGGCAGCCGGCGGGCCGGUGAUCCGGCAGUCGUGCAUGUGCUGCAUGACGCCGGACGGGGACUUCGUGAUGGACUUCCUCGGCGGGGACUUCGGGGAGGACGUGGUGGUCGGCGCCGGGUUCUCCGGGCACGGGUUCAAGAUGGGGCCGGCGGUGGGGAGGAUCCUGGCCGAGAUGGCCAUCGACGGCAAGGCCGAUACGGCGGCGGAGGCCGGCGUGGAGCUCGGUCACUACAGGAUCAACCGUUUCGACGGCAACCCCAUGGGAAAUGCCAAGGACUAAUUAAUUAGUGACGUCGAUCAUGGAUGUGUAUCGUCUAGUACCUAUGUAUCCGUGUGAUUCUUGUCACGCGUUGAAAUAACUUGGUACUAGUAACUAAUUGGAUCAACAAGUUGCAUGCAAGGGUUGCAAGUUUGAAGGUGAAACAAGUAAAAUCAGUGCUAAGUC
Molecule: messenger RNA, 1483 nt
Organism: Panicum virgatum (switchgrass)
Lineage: Eukaryota; Viridiplantae; Streptophyta; Magnoliopsida; Poales; Poaceae
Product: probable sarcosine oxidase
Exons: 1
Coding region: 86-1318 (410 amino acids)
Molecular function (GO): sarcosine oxidase activity; flavin adenine dinucleotide binding
Source: RefSeq, a predicted model, not a curated record